Kwoniella shivajii is the source of this 1023-nucleotide messenger RNA. RefSeq lists its product as uncharacterized. The transcript is spliced from 6 exons. The record is from RefSeq and is a predicted model, not a curated record. Lineage: Eukaryota; Fungi; Basidiomycota; Tremellomycetes; Tremellales; Cryptococcaceae. Bases 1 to 1023 code for a protein of 340 amino acids. Gene Ontology annotation, molecular function: calcium ion binding; gluconolactonase activity. Gene Ontology annotation, biological process: L-ascorbic acid biosynthetic process.
AUGGCACCUCAUACUAUCCCGAUAUUCGAAGCUGAGGUUGUGUUGAAAUGCCAAAAUAACCUCGGAGAAGGUGUUGUAUGGGAUUCAAGAACUAGCUUAUUACAUUGGAUUGAUAUAUUUACAUCCCAACUUCAUUCGUACGAUCCUUCGAAUGGAUAUCAUUCAAUAGAUAAAUAUCCCUCACAAUGUCUAACGUAUAUUUCACCUCGAAUGUCCGAAAGUGGUUUUGUAGGAACUACAGAAGGCGCACUUGUGAUCUUACCUGAAGCGACUACUCCAAGUGAAACAUCAACUCAUCCGAGAAUAACCAAUAAAACAUUCGAGAAAACCGUGUCUGAACCUUUGAAGAAGGAAUUGAUCAUUGAUGGAACUAUAAGGUUUAAUGAUGGUGGUAUUGAUCCUAAAGGAAGAAUAUACUAUGGUAGUAUGGGCCAAGAUGAGAAAGCAGCUUUUUAUCCCGGGGAGCUAUGGAAAUACGACCUCGAUGGCUCUGUGACCAGGGUCUUGUCAGAAGUGGGUGUAUCAAACGGUCUUGGAUUUUCACCUGAUGGAAAGUACAUGUACUACAUCGAUUCCCGAAAAGAUCAAAUAGACAUAUUCGAUUACUCUCUCAACUCAGGUAUACCAACCAACAGACGUAUAUUCGCUUCUUCUCCCCCGGGAAUAGACGAAGAGCACCCCACAGAAGGUGUAUAUGACGGAUUGUGUUUAGAUGGGAUCGGUAAUGUAUGGGCUGCGAGAUGGAGGAAUGGAAGAGUUAUAGGUAUAAAUCCCAAAGGUGAAAUUAUAGCUAUGAUCAAAAUACCUAAAUCAAAAGGUGCUACCAUACCUUGUUUUGGAGGACCAAAUUUGGAAACAAUGUAUAUCACCACAGCGUCAUCUUACCUCGGUGGACCAGGUGAUAAAGAUACUUAUCCCAAUUCGGGUGAUCUGUUCAGUAUUGAUUUUGGACCGGAUUCACCCAUCAGAAAAGUAUUGGGUGAACAUUGGAAAGGAGCCGAAAGACAUAGAGCGGCUGUUUAG